AUGAAAGCUAAAUAUUUAUCCUCAUAUCAUUCUCAAACAACAAGCACAGAAACAGAUCCUUAUUCUAUGAUUGGCGAUCCAGACCUCGCACUUGAAUCUCAUCGUAAGAGAAUAAGAAAAAGGCAAUUUGAAUCUUUUGACUUUGACAUUCCAAGUGAAAGCCCAACCUCAGAACUAAUAACUUCAGUAGCUGAAUAUAAAGAUUUGAAUAAUAAACUUGCGAAUAUUGAAAACAGAAUAAAAUUUCUACAAAGAAAAGAAAUUAGAGGUAAAAAGGAAGAGGAAAAACAGAAGCAGAAAGAAAAAGCUGAGCUGGCAGCUCAAAUUCGACUGCUGGAGGAAAAAGAAAGAAAAAUGAUAAAUAAAAUAAAAUUAACAGAGGAUCAAGAAUUUCAAAGAAAAGCUAUAGGAAAUGCAAAAAGAAAUAGAGAAAACAUUUUAAAGCAAAAAAGAUUAAUGCUAGAAGCUAGAAAUAGAAAAUUUGCGAGAAAAAUAAAAGAAGAGAAUGCAAGAUUAAAAAAAUUGAGAUCAGAAUCUACACAGCCAAUUUCAUCUUCUCCAAUUCACAGAUCAUCAGACUUUCCUGCAAGAACGAAAGAAAUACUGCAGGAGCUGCAGAAAAGCAAAGCCACAAAUAGGGUUAUGCAAAAAAUUGAGGAAACGAAGAAGCUUUCUAUUGAAAUUAAAGAUAGAAUUAAAAAUUUAGAAGCAAAAGAAGAGUCCCUCCUAUAUAGCUUAAAAAGCUCCUUUGCUCAUCAUUUACCUGAACUUAGACUUAUUUCUAGGCUCAGCAGAAGUUUUGAUUCCUCUCCAUUCGCCAAUUCAGCAGAAAGCAGGUAA
Molecule: messenger RNA, 840 nt
Organism: Blepharisma stoltei
Lineage: Eukaryota; Ciliophora; Heterotrichea; Heterotrichida; Blepharismidae
Source: the annotation of a GenBank genome assembly